This is a messenger RNA of Charadrius vociferus (killdeer), 297 nucleotides long. RefSeq names its product dolichyl-phosphate mannosyltransferase polypeptide 2, regulatory subunit (gene DPM2). Lineage: Eukaryota; Metazoa; Chordata; Aves; Charadriiformes; Charadriidae. The coding region runs from base 1 to 297 and encodes 98 amino acids. The transcript has 4 exons. Gene Ontology annotation, molecular function: enzyme regulator activity. The record is from RefSeq and is a predicted model, not a curated record. Gene Ontology annotation, cellular component: dolichol-phosphate-mannose synthase complex; endoplasmic reticulum membrane. Gene Ontology annotation, biological process: GPI anchor biosynthetic process.
AUGGGUGUUCCUGCCCUGUCUGCAGAUGGCUCUGUGGAGCUGAGGGCCACAGCAACAGACCAGGUGGUUGGAUUCGGCUUGGUUGCCUUCAGCCUCGUUCUCUUUGUUUACUACACCCUCUGGAUCAUCAUACUGCCCUUCAUCGACAGCGACCACGGGAUACACCGGUACUUCUUGCCUCGGGAGUAUGCAGUUAUCAUCCCUGUGGUGGCCGGACUGCUGUUACUGCUAUUUAUAGGCGUCUUUAUAAUGGUCGUGAUGUGGAAGAGCAGGAAACCUGCCAAGAAAUCAGACUGA